Molecule: messenger RNA, 1851 nt
Organism: Fragaria vesca subsp. vesca
Lineage: Eukaryota; Viridiplantae; Streptophyta; Magnoliopsida; Rosales; Rosaceae
Exons: 2
Coding region: 227-622 (131 amino acids)
Source: RefSeq, a predicted model, not a curated record
ACAAAGCGUCGUCUCCGUCUAUAAAAAAACCCUCAACCACCUUGGCUUCCCAGAAAGACCUUUCUUUCUGCGUAUUCGCUCAUAUCUUCUCUCAUUUGUUUCGCUUCCCAAAAUCUCUUUGUAACAGUCGUAAAGCUUGGGUAGUUCAUUGUUACGUGAUCGACUCGUACGGCCUGCUAUAGCUGCCUCGGUUGUUACAAGAGAUAGAUAGAUUAGUUAAAGAAUCAUGGGUUUUCUUCACAAGCUUUGGGAUGAAACGCUCGCCGGCCCCGCACCGGAGUCCGGCCUCGGCAAGCUCCGUAAGUUCGACACCUUCUCCAACCCGCCCUCGGCCCCUAUGGUUGCUGCCGAUGAGGCGCCAGUUGUCACUCGGAGCAUUACUAUUCUUAGGACUCAUUCUUCCAACCUUGGAAACUUUCCGGUGGAUUCUGGCUCCCCCUCCGAGUCUCCCACCACGCCGGGAACGCCGGUCUCACCGGGAACAGCAACAAGAAACUUCAGGAAACUAACAAGGAGAAAAUCGUCCACUGAUGCAUUGCAACGCGCCGAACCUAGAAGUCCGACUGGUUAUGAUUGGUUGUUUGCUUUUUUAGUGUCUAGAAGGAUAAUACAUAUCAUAUAAUUCAUAUUACAAAUUAGAAUUCUCUAAUUUGGUUGAGCUAUUGAUAUAGAUCUAGGGUUUAGAUAAUUAAUUAUCAUUAGAGUAAAAGCUGACCAAGUCAAUACCCGUAUAUAAUAAGCAUGCAUGAUAAUCUUUUGAAAAUGACAUUGAUUUUCUAAUUUAUACAGACUUAUAUGUCUGCUCUUUUAUCAUUAUCAUCGAGGUAACGAGUCAAGAAAGUUUAACAUAUGAGACUGUUCGAUAAAAUAAAAAUGUCCGUAGGAUGCCUCUCAAGUAGGAUAAUUCAAUAGGAGUACUAAAUAAAAACCAGUAUCAAUAUUGUUUGACAAAUAUGGUUCAAUGUGUAUUGCAGGAUGGUGAUUACUGCAUUGGAUCGUUGAGAGAGAUUGAGGAAGGAAUGAUGACGUCGACGGUGUUUUGCUUCUAAGUAUCGGCCGGCAAGUACUACUCCAGACUAUUGUACAUAGAGAACCUUUGUGGGAACUGAUGCAUAUGUAUAUUAUUGUAAAUAAUAUAUAGAGAGAUCGAUCUAGUUUGUGUAUCUAUAACAAUAAGGUGGUUCGGACGAGGAACAAUACGUCCUGGAACCAAUGCAUGAUGCUAGCUAGCUUCUUGGAGAUGAAGAGGGAGGAAGUAGGAGAUGGUAGCCUUCUUUUUCACUUCUAUCUGUUGUCUUCCAAGCUUUUCUUUUGUAUUUUGGUGGCGUUGAUCUCUUGUACAUAUGGAUGUGUUUUGUGUGUGUUUGAACAUGAACAUGCCCCCUGCCCCCUCUCUUUCUUCAAUGAAACUCCUUGAGCUUUUAUAUCAUUUGAACUAAUUAAUCGUCAUCUUGAUGUAUUCAGAAGUUGCUGCAUUUCUGUAAAACAGAAGUUGAUUAACAAAUGGGCAUAUGAUGCAUAUGAAUGACAUUUAGAGAAAGGGAAAAUAAUAUAUAUGAUCUCACGAGUUGGAGUUGGGACAUAACCGAAAGGGAAAAUAAUGAGAAAACAAAACUUGAAGCAGAAGAUAUUUAGAGGCCAUUCAAUAAAGUUCAAGCUUAGUUCACUUUCUCAAUCAGACAAACAUCAUCUUGAACUGUUGCAAUAUAUAUUUUCAGCACCUCCUUCUGUAAUGGACACACCAAAUUUCUCCUCCAAAGCCUUCCAUCAUAUAUAAUUUCAACCAGCACCAGCUGCUUCAUUUCAAGCAUUGUUGGAUCAGAUAAUUAUGCAUAUUGAGUGAAGUAGUCC